Messenger RNA from Pristis pectinata (smalltooth sawfish), 2013 nucleotides. RefSeq names its product tubulin folding cofactor B (gene tbcb). Gene Ontology annotation, molecular function: microtubule plus-end binding; alpha-tubulin binding. The record is from RefSeq and is a predicted model, not a curated record. The transcript is spliced from 6 exons. Gene Ontology annotation, biological process: tubulin complex assembly; post-chaperonin tubulin folding pathway; cytoplasmic microtubule organization. NCBI's taxonomy places the organism in Eukaryota, Metazoa, Chordata, Chondrichthyes, Rhinopristiformes, Pristidae. Gene Ontology annotation, cellular component: nucleus; cytoplasm; microtubule plus-end. The coding region runs from base 235 to 981 and encodes 248 amino acids.
UCAGCCAAUCAGCGCUGAGAUCGGAGUUGAGGUGGAAUAUUCCAGAAGCCGGCCGGUCUGCGCGCGAGCAACGGCACACGGGUUUAAAGCGGCGCUGGGAGCGGCCACCCCCCGCCCGCUUCAAACCGACGGCCCUCCUCAGGGGGCCCGACGCAUCGCGAAGCCGAGGGGCCGUGAACCGGCGGUCGGAGCCGGAGCCCGAUCCCACGCGGUGUCGAGCGGGGCCUGGUGGAGAUGGAGGCGGACACGUACCAAGUGGUGUCGCCGGCGGUGGUGAACGUGCGGAUUAGCAGCUCGCUGACCUCGUUCAUCUCGGAGAAAAGAUUCAACCGCGGCAUCACCGUGUCCGAGUUCAAGUGUAAACUGGAACUGAUUGUGGGCUCUCCUGCCUCAUGCAUGGACCUGGAGUUAUUCAGCGCAGAUGACAAAUUCAUUGGCUUGCUGGACCAAGAUGAUGCACUGCUUGGAUCCUAUCCGGUAGAUGAUCGCUGCCGGAUACAUGUAAUAGACAAAAGUGGAGUGAAGAUGGGAGAAUUUGAGGAUGUUUCUAAAGUUAUUAAAUAUGAAAUGUCCAAUGAAGCAUAUGAAAAGAGAACGGAUUCAGCUCGUUUAUUUCUGAAACGCAGCAAGCUGGGCUUGCAUAAUGAGGAGCAGAGAGCAAAGGAAGAGUUGGAGAUGGAGCAGAGACGACAAGAGGAGAAAGCUUUGGCGGAUGGCAUCCUAGUUGGUUCAAGGUGUGAGGUUCUAAUAUCAGGACAGCCAACCAAACGAGGCACAGUGAUGUAUGUUGGUCAAACAGAGUUUAAACCUGGAUACUGGAUUGGAUUGAAAUAUGACGAACCUUUAGGGAAACAUGAUGGCAGUGUAAAUGGAAAAAGAUACUUUGAAUGCCAGUACAAGUAUGGAGCAUUUGUGAAGCCACAGUCUGUAACAGUGGGAGAUUAUCCAGAGGAAGACUAUGGCCUAAAUGAUGAAAUAUGAAUGCUAAUCACCCUGCGUCUUGGAAGCAUUGCACAGUGGACUUGUAUCCUGAUGAUCCUGAAUUCAAUGAUUCCUUGUUACAGUUGCAUUCAAGUGGCUGGAGUUCCUGAAUAGGUUGGGAUGAUGCAGUUAUUUGGCUAACAUGCUCUGCAGAUUGUUUGGCUCGUGAUGAAAUCGAGAUGUCUGUUACUUUUUACAUUUGCAACAUUUCAAGUGCUCCUAGCUAAUAACUGACACUAGAUACUUGAAAAUCCAGACAGAAUUUGCAAAGUACAUCAGCUUGACAAAAGGCACUGAUUGACUGACAUUUGGACUCUGUUUAAAAAAAAAUGCAUUGUAAAGUUAUUGGUCCAAAUGUAAGCAAUAUUACACUUGACCAUAAUUGGGGCUGAACAAUACCCAUCAUUACUCUAGAUACUUUUUGUGAAGCUUUCAGGAGUUUUGUCUUUUUAUACUUGUGUAUUUUGCAAUUCUGUUUACUAUGGCUGAUAUCUUGAAUUUUCAGCUGAAGAAAAUGAUCUAUUGAUUGCCAAAGUAACUUUAGAUAAUACUGCCAUGUACUAUGGUAAUUAUCAUUGAAAGUUGGCAAAUUAAGUAAUAACUCUGCUUUUUUUUGUUUAAUUUUAUUGUUGGGAGAUGUGUAGGUACAAACUCUAAACAAAAUACUUGCAAUCUUUCAUCAGUCCUGUCUUGCUUCCAUACUGAGCUAAGGUAUUUGUGCAGAGGACAAUGUUGCAUCAGCAAUGUAAAAGGCUGGAUGGAAAACAUACAUCAUUGUUUUUACUUCCUAUGUCUUCCUGAGUUUAUAACACUUGAUAGAUUUUUAAAGUUUGUUAUCUUGCCAAACACCCAUUUCCUACCAUUUAAAAGAUGAGCUAGUGACUUCUUCCAUGUUGCUCAAAUGUUAUUUCAGCCAGGGUGUGCACAUAAGAUUUCUGUUUCUUGAAAUUGAAAGGAAAGUUUGUGGUUUUUUUGCCUUAACUUGUACUACUGGUUACUAUUGCUGCUGAUAAAAAAAAAAUUAACUUCUAA